UCAGAUGCAUCCGAUGUGGAUUCUCAAACGCGGCAUAUCGUGUCUUGUAGUGUUAUGUCAUAUGUCAUAUGUGUAAAUUUCGUUCUGUCAAUUGUCAGUGUCAAUAUUGUCAGUUCAGUAAGUUCAGUUUACAAAGGUGAUGGGAAAAAGGGGAUCCAAACAAUAGAAAAUUUCAAUAUUUUCCCAAAUCAUUAAGAUGAAUCAUUAUAGUGUGCAGUGAAUACUGACGGCAGUUUAUAAGAAUUUAGUUUUAAAGAAACAUGGUUGUGAAAUGGCUUCCUCUGUAUUCGCAAUAAAAGACAGACAUUAGUAAUAAAAAAUAAAAUAUCAAGCUUGCAAACUCCAUGACAUGGGAAUUUGUUCUAGAAGAUACUUUUUUCUAUCAAUAUGCUUCCUGCAAAUGAUAACAGUAGUUGAGAGACAGGUGUUUGAUUUCUUGGGAUUUCUAUGGAUUCCAAUUUUAGUCAAUUUCUUUGAAAUCAUAUUCAUCAUUUUUGGAUUUUUUGGUGCUUAUCAAUACCGCCCAAAAUACAUAAUAGCUAAAAAUAAAGUGCUCAAAUUAGACUUAAACAGCGACAGUUGGUGGAAAAAGGAAGGGCCACGAUGCAGAAUUAAGGAUGUAGAUGCAAUCCCUGUUGAAUUCGAAGGAUGUUUGAUAAAUUAUGUACAUGUUGAGAUUGUGCAAGCCGGUAUCCAAUGUUUUUUUGCUGUGUUUAAUAGUAUUAUAGGCAUUUGCCUUAGCCGUACAUUUUUGGAAGAAGAUGAUACAUCGUCAUGUAAAUCGACUCCCCGCAAGAAUAAAAACAAGAACACGAAACCUCGUCUCUCCCUAUAUUCAAUUGAAUUCAGCUCUCAACUUGAAAACCGACAUGGCGACAGCGACAAUGAAUUUGAUCAAAUUCCAACUCCUGUUUCACCUAAGCCGAUGACGCCUAGGAGAGUAAAAAGGCGCAGCGUUAUGACAAGAGGUUCUUCAGGUCGGCAUAGUACAAGUAGCCAUAGAUCUCAUGCUAGAUCUUCCACAAGGUCUAGAAAAAUGGCUCAAAAUCCGGUAACAAGACUUUUAGAACAGCAGCAAAAGAAAUCUUACGACAGCCCAUCUAGUUUAUCUCCGAUCGAAUCGCCGCUUCCUAAUUAUUAUAACUCUCCAAAUAACAAUUUAGUUGCUCACCAGAAAUGGAGGGUUAACACUGGACACACCAAUCCAAAUUAUCAACAGUCUUCCCAACAGAGUCUCAAUGAUACUGAAGAACUGGAUGAUUUAUAUAACAAUAGACCAGCGUCAGUGCGAUCGAGUUAUUCUAACUUUCAUGGUACAAGAACUUUGAACUACUCUCCCCCAAAAACUUAUCAUCAUAGCCUUGCUACUCCGCAAGUUCCUCAAAAGAGGGGACAUCCUAAUCGUAAUAGUAUGAGAUCUAUGGCGUUUUUAAACAGUGGCCCUCCUGCUUAUACUUCUCAUGGACAACUACCGCUAGACUCUGAGACUCCAAUGUAGAUAGGUAUUACCAUACGUAUGAAUACGGUUGAUGUACUACCCAAUAUAUUCGUGAAAAUGUCCGCCCUAUAAACGUAUAUUAUUUGUCAUAUAAGCGUCGCUUACUACUAAUUUAUUCCUAACGUUUACUCCGCCGAUGCAGGCCAGGCGUAUUACUGCAAAAAGGAAUUAUAAUGGGUUAUUUUUGACAUUUUAUGAAAUAAUCAACUGACAAAUAAAAUAUGGAAAAUGAAUGUGAUAGGAAUAACGAGAUACUAAAAAACACUUAUAAAAAUAAGAGAAACAAAAAUUAGAAAGUAAGGUUAUGUUUAAGAUUUUCUGUAAUCAUCUUACCUAUAAAAGAGUA
Psylliodes chrysocephalus is the source of this 1844-nucleotide messenger RNA. The record is from the annotation of a GenBank genome assembly. NCBI's taxonomy places the organism in Eukaryota, Metazoa, Arthropoda, Insecta, Coleoptera, Chrysomelidae.